UUCCCUGCGCGCUGGGUGAGACGCAGCGCAGCUUGUGCGGUGCCUGCUUCCCAGGGGAGCCUAGGGCUCCGACUAUGUUGCGCAGGCUGGGCUGUGUGCUGUUCUGUGCUCUUGUGGUUCUGCUGCUCGGCUGCCUGCUCUUUCUGAAGGAGCGAACACCAGCAGGCAGCUCCGAGGCCCACCAGCACUUCUUGGCACCGCCAAGGCCCCACCACAGCCAGUGCUCACCCAACCUCACAGUUGUUAACACCUCCCUGUCCCUGCCCAGCCGUCAUCGCCUCUUCUUAACCUAUCGUCAUUGCCGAAACUUCUCCAUCUUGCUGGAGCCUUCGGAGUGUGCCAGGGACAUCUUCCUGCUCCUGGUCAUCAAGUCUCAGCCGGCUCAUAUUGAACAGCGUGCAGCCAUUCGGAGCACUUGGGGCCGGGCUGGGAGCUGGGCUAGAGGCCGGCAAGUGAAGCUGGUGUUCCUGCUGGGGGUGGCAGGACCUGUGCCCCCAGCCCAGCUGCUGGCCUAUGAGAGUUGGCAGUUCGAUGACAUUCUACAGUGGGACUUCGCUGAGGACUUCUUCAACCUGACCCUCAAGGAGCUGCAUGUGCAGCGCUGGAUAGCCGCUGCCUGCACACAGGCCCACUUCAUACUAAAGGGGGACGAUGACGUCUUUAUCCAUGUUCCCAAUGUGCUUGAGUUCUUGGAGGGCUGGGAUCCAGCCCAGGACCUCCUCGUGGGAGAUGUCAUCCGCCUGGCUCGGCCCAACAGGAACACCAAAGUUAAAUAUUUCAUCCCAUUUUCCAUGUACAGGGCCCGCCACUAUCCACCUUAUGCAGGAGGUGGAGGCUAUGUUAUGUCCCAGGCCACUGUGAGGCAUCUUCACACAGCCAUGGAGGAGGCAGAACUCUUCCCCAUUGAUGAUGUCUUUGUGGGGAUGUGCCUGAGGAAGCUGGGGGUGACUCCCAUCCACCAUGCUGGCUUCAAGACAUUUGGAAUCCAACAGCCCCUCAACCCCAGGGACCCUUGUCUGUACAGAGGGCUCCUGCUGGUGCACCGUCUCAGCCCCCUGGAGAUGUGGACCAUGUGGGCACUGGUGACAGACGAGAGGCUGGAGUGUGCAGCCCACAAACCCUAGCCACGAGGCGUGGGCUGAGCAAAGCUUUAGUGAUUGAACCCCUGUCACCAGGAGAGACUACUGAAAACUGGUCCCUGCAGGUCAGCAGGAAGUGAUCUAUUUUUAUAAUGCCACCAACCUUAGUUGAUUAAAAGUCUUCCAGCCUGGCAAAUUUGUCCAGCAUGUGCUGAAAUGGGAGCGUGCGCUGCCAGGAGCCUUAGGAGAACCCAGGGCCCCUACAACUCCCACCGCCUCGGCCAUGAAGGAAAGACGCUGCACGACAGCCCAGAAGACUUUUUUUUUUUUUUAAUGCAAACACCAAACUUCUCUUCCUUUGGAUACAGCAGAGAAAUUCAAAGAAGGAACGAACAAGAAGCACGUGUUGGAGAGAAG
This is a messenger RNA of Rattus rattus (black rat), 1496 nucleotides long. It is a transcript of the gene B3gnt4, whose product is annotated as UDP-GlcNAc:betaGal beta-1,3-N-acetylglucosaminyltransferase 4. The transcript is spliced from 2 exons. Gene Ontology annotation, molecular function: hexosyltransferase activity. The record is from RefSeq and is a predicted model, not a curated record. Bases 75 to 1124 code for a protein of 349 amino acids. Gene Ontology annotation, cellular component: membrane. NCBI's taxonomy places the organism in Eukaryota, Metazoa, Chordata, Mammalia, Rodentia, Muridae.